AUGAUGAGUGAUUUUAAAAAGGAACAAAUUUUCGGGAACGUCGUUGCAGGUACUUACAUCAUAGAGUUUCAGAAGAGGGAAGCAAGUCAGGUGGCCUCCGGUAACCAGUUGAGGAAAUUGUUUGUUAUGUUAUUGUAUAUGGACUCAAUGACAAAUCCUUAUGUCGUUUGGGACGCUACGUGGAAACUCGCGUGCAGUGGAAUUUUGUAUGAUGCAAGGAAGCGACUGAAAAACUCAGGGCUUCAGAUUGCUGAUGAUGAAUUCAAGAAUCUGUGUUUGAUUGAGAUCGAAAAGUUGUUUUCGUCCAAAGAUGAAUAUGGAGAAAGCACAAUUCAAAUCCUAUACGACUUAUUAGUUCCACAUUCAAAUAAUCCUCUCUUAUCUCUGGUUGAAGUAAUGUAUCCACUUCUUUUACAAAACAUGAACAAUCUGAAAUACUAUGAAGAAAGGAGAUUAAUUUCUCCUACUCAUGAUGCAGUAGAUGUUGUUAAUGAUUUUGUAUUGUCAUUGAUUCCAGAUGGUGAAGGAAACCCGUGUACGAAAACUAUAAAUGUUAUGUACAACGAGGUUUUCGAUAAUUUGUAA
Messenger RNA from Vicia faba (fava bean), 585 nucleotides. NCBI's taxonomy places the organism in Eukaryota, Viridiplantae, Streptophyta, Magnoliopsida, Fabales, Fabaceae. The record is from the annotation of a GenBank genome assembly.